Pieris macdunnoughi is the source of this 1362-nucleotide messenger RNA. NCBI's taxonomy places the organism in Eukaryota, Metazoa, Arthropoda, Insecta, Lepidoptera, Pieridae. The record is from the annotation of a GenBank genome assembly.
AUGGAGACUCUGUCACAGGACACUCUUUCCACCUCACCUCCCGACAAGCCAAAAUUGAUGCAAGGUGGGAACUACAUAGCCGAAGGUCGAGACUCCACCAAGUCGACGUGGCUACUCUUCUCUCCAGGCACGAGAGAUAAGGCCGGUUCUCUCGCUAAGUUCCUCAGCGUGUUCUCUAGCCACGGAGUCAACCUCAGCCACAUCGAGUCCCGCUCCUCGGCCCGAAGGCCUGGAUAUGAGUUCAUGGUGGAGUGCGAGCACGGCUCCGGGGAUUUUGGAGCCGCUCUGGACGAUCUCAAGAAAGAUACUGGGUAUCUGACCAUCAUUUCAAGAAACUACAAGGAUAAUCGAUCGGCUGUCCCAUGGUUCCCGCGCCGUAUACGAGAUUUGGACAAGUUCGCUAACCAGAUCCUUUCGUACGGCUCGGAGCUGGAUGCGGACCACCCAGGCUUCACGGACCCCGAAUACCGUGCACGGCGAAAAUACUUUGCGGACAUCGCUUAUAACUACAAGCACGGCCAACCACUUCCGCACGUCGAAUACACCAAAGAGGAGACGGCCACAUGGGGCGUUGUCUUCCAAAAGCUCACUGAGCUGUAUCCUACGCACGCAUGCAAAGAACACAACCACGUCUUCCCGCUGCUUAUCGAGAACUGCGGCUACCGGGAAGACAACAUACCACAACUGGAAGAUGUUUCCAAUUUUCUUAAAGAUUGUACCGGGUUCACACUACGCCCGGUCGCUGGACUACUGUCAUCCCGGGACUUCCUCGCCGGGCUAGCGUUCCGAGUAUUCCAUAGCACUCAGUACAUCCGUCAUCACUCUCGACCACUCUAUACGCCCGAGCCCGACGUCUGCCACGAGCUGCUCGGUCACGCCCCGCUCUUUGCUGAUCCGGCGUUUGCACAGUUCUCGCAGGAAAUCGGACUGGCAUCGUUGGGUGCACCCGACGAUUAUAUCGAGAGACUUGCCACGUGUUUUUGGUUCACGGUGGAGUUCGGUCUCUGUCGUCAAGACGGCCAGUUGAAGGCUUAUGGCGCCGGUCUUUUGUCCUCGUUUGGUGAGCUGCAAUACUGCCUGUCCAGCGAGCCAGAACUAAAGGAGUUCAACCCAGAGGUCACUGGGGAACAGAAGUACCCUAUCACUGAAUAUCAACCCAUAUACUUCGUUGCCAACAGCUUUGAGAGCGCCAAAGACAAAAUGAUAAAAUUCGCUCAAACGAUCCCUCGAGACUUCGCCGUAAGGUACAACCCAUACACGCAGAGCAUCGACAUUCUGGACUCACAGAAGCAGAUGAGGGAUCUCCUUCGGGAAGUGCAUCAAGAGAUGAACCUCCUCCUCAACACCAUGGAGAAGCUUUAA